CGCUUGGGGGUCGUGGUCCCUUUAAGCUGCCCGGCGCGGAGGCGGGGCCGAGCCUCGCGGGCCGGAAGUUGGGUGCGUGCGUCACUUCCUCCCGGAAGCGGGUCUGGGCGGAUGUCUACGGCGCGUCCGUGUGCGGGGCUGAGGGCCGCAGUGGCGGCCGGCAUGGGGCUGAGCGAUGGGCCAGCGGGCUCUGGCCGCAGCUGCCGCCUUCUACGCCCUCCCGCGCCCGCUCCGGCGGUACCGGGGGCCCGGCUGCUGCGGCUUCCGGAGAGUGGGGCCGUGCGGGCCGCAAGCCCCGAGCGCUCCGGUUGGACCGAGGCGCUGCGGGCCGCCGUGGCCGAGCUGCGCGCCGGCGCCGUGGUUGCGGUCCCAACUGACACGCUGUAUGGCCUGGCCUGCUCGGCGAGCUGCUCGGCGGCCCUGAGCUGCGUGUAUAGCCUCAAGGGCCGCAAUCAGGCUAAGCCGCUGGCUGUGUGCCUGGGCCGCGUGGCCGACGUCUACAGGUACUGUCAGGUGAGAGUACCCAAAGAGCUCCUGGAAGACCUGUUGCCAGGACCAGUGACCCUGGUGAUGGAACGCUCAGAGGAGCUCAACAAAGACAUGAAUCCCUUUACUCCUCUUGUUGGCAUCCGGAUUCCUGACCAUGCCUUUAUGCAGGACUUGGCCCAAAUGUUUGGGGGACCACUUGCACUCACCAGUGCCAACCUCAGCUCCCAGGCCAGUUCUUUGAGUGUUGAGGAGUUCCAAGACCUCUGGCCUCAUUUGUCCCUAGUCAUUGAUGGGGGACCAAUUGGGGAUAGUCAGAGUCCUGAGUGUCGCCUCGGUUCUACUGUGGUUGAUUUAUCUGUGCCUGGGAAGUUUGGCAUUAUUCGCCCAGGCUGUGCCCUGGAAAACACAACAGCCAUCCUCCAGCAGAAGUAUGGGCUUCUCCCUUCACAGGGCUCCUGUUCAUGAGACUUGGGAGGACCCAAGGACCACGCUGGAUACUAUGUGUCUGCCUCUGGUUAGCAAGGCCUCAUUGGCAGAGGCUUCUGGAGCUACAUCUGUGGCCUGGCUUUUUACAUAGCAUCCUUGUCUCUGAAUACCGUAGGCUGGAAGCUGCAGGGUGAGCCUUGUACCUGGGGGAAGGUUCUAUUUACUAUGUAGAUUCAUGUAUCAACCAAAAGUUGAGCAGAGGUAAGAACAUUCGUAGAGAGGGCUUAUUAUUUUAAGUGCCCCCAGAUUAAGUAAUGAGUACAGAAUUAGAAUGCCUUAAGAGCCACUUUCUGGUGGACAGUGGCAUUUAUGUCAAACCAGCUGGAAGCACUAGUGCAAUCUUGAAGUCUCAGGACCAACGCAGGAAAGUCUGAGAGCCCAGGCCAAAGCUUUCUGGGUAUCAGAGAGUGGUCAUUUUGGGUAAAUUAUCCUAGGGGCUCCCAAGUAAAAUAAAAUUGGAAAAUUAAAAUCUUGACUUUUCAGCCAGUGACUGUUCUUAUUUAUUGAUAUAGUUCUAUGUGUAAUUUAUUUAGCUUCAUUGUUUACUCAGAAGUUCUUUGUCUUUGUUCCUGUGUAUACCAAGUAUUUUACAUGAUUAUUUUGGGGUAUUUGAGCUGUAUUUUUCUUUGUUAUUAAAAUUGCUGCUGCAAAGUUCUGAUGGUUUAUUUUUCUUUUGAACUAUCUCCCCAGGGUAGGGUUUCUGUCAAGGUGUAUAUGUGCAUUAUGGCUGUUGGUGUAGAUUAGCCUUCAGAAGAUCUGAGUCAAGUUUCAUUGCGGAUGCCUGCCCCUUCCUAUAUCCAAAUUGUAUAUGCAUGAAAUGACCCCUGGUUA
Molecule: messenger RNA, 1806 nt
Organism: Acomys russatus (golden spiny mouse)
Lineage: Eukaryota; Metazoa; Chordata; Mammalia; Rodentia; Muridae
Gene: Yrdc
Product: yrdC N6-threonylcarbamoyltransferase domain containing
Exons: 5
Coding region: 112-954 (280 amino acids)
Biological process (GO): regulation of translational fidelity
Cellular component (GO): cytoplasm
Molecular function (GO): double-stranded RNA binding; nucleotidyltransferase activity; tRNA binding
Source: RefSeq, a predicted model, not a curated record